Marchantia polymorpha subsp. ruderalis is the source of this 6081-nucleotide messenger RNA. NCBI's taxonomy places the organism in Eukaryota, Viridiplantae, Streptophyta, Marchantiopsida, Marchantiales, Marchantiaceae. The record is from the annotation of a GenBank genome assembly.
GUCCCGCCUCCUCCUCCAUUAUCAUCGUAGGCUGGACGGCCCCUUCUAUUUCCGCCCCCGCUGUCGCGUCGUGAUGGCGAUUCCCGCCUCGACCACCUUAUGAAUGUUUGACGCCGAAGCGUUCGGUCAACGGAGGCCAGUCCGCUGCUGCCCUCUUCCGCGUUACGUAUCGAGGAAUCCGAGCCUUUUGACAAGCAACGCCUGACUGGGAUUCGACUUCCGGCCCCCGCUUGUGCACUGGAUCCAGAAAACUGCCGCAGUGUCGAAAGAAAUUUCCGGAGCAGCUGGUUCAAUUUCCGCCGUGUCCAGAGGUUGCGGAGCUGGAAUUUCUCCGUCGUGGGCUUCUGCAUUGCUCAUCUCCUUGGCCCCUCGGGUCAUCUUCGAAAUUGCCACUCAUGUACAAUCGCAGAGCGAGCUCUCUGAUUUCCGCGGAGAGGAAUUUUCCACGAGUGCAUGGGGAGUCUUAACGGCUGUUGACGGUCCUGGCUUUCAGUUUCUCGUGGUGGAAUCUGAGACUCUGUGGAAAGGAUCCCACGGACCGGUUCGUGUUCCGGAGGAUGACUGGCCGACUGGUCACGGAAUGCUAGGAGCAGGAGAUUUGCGCUGAGGUCGUUCCAGUCCGAAGAAAUUUGCAGUCUGGGCGCCCAAAGCAGCGGAGUGAGCAGAGGAGCGAGACAAUGUCGCAGAACGAAGGGAGUCGGAGGCGAACGUGUAGCAAUCCCCAGGCCAGUGCGAGGUCCUCAGCUCUCCAGGAACUCUUGGCAUUGAAAAAAAAUGGCGGGAAGCGUGUAGACAAUUUUGAAGUGAGACUGGAAGACAAGGUCUACGAUACUCUUUCAGAAGCGGAUUACAAUCUGCACAUAUCCAAAAGGCGUCAGGAAGCCGAGGAAUUCGUCGUUGACGAUGACGGUCUCGGUUAUCUCGAAGAAGAAGACGACUGGGAAUUGGGAAGAGCUUCUGAUGAAGAAGAUGACAAAUCUACCAAACCAAAGAAACCACGUGACCCGAAGAAGGUUGCACCCAGUAAGAGAGCUACUGAAUUGGCUGCGGCAGCCGCCUUGACGGGGAAGCGUAAAGUGACAAGUAUGUUCGCUGCUGCUUCCAAUACUGGAAUUGGAAGACGUCCCACUAACGAGAACGGAGCCGCGCACAAAUCUGGAAUUUCCACCGACAGUAUCGUCGAUGACAUUCUUGCUGGGAUAACUGUUGACGAACUAAAACAACAGCGUCGGCGAGGCUCGCGAGCUGCAGACGGAGGUGGUGCAGUGCGGCGACAAGCUUUCAGACAACCUUCUUAUCCAAGCAUUCCAACAGCAAGUCACCAUUUUGUGCCCAGCGAACCCGUCUCGUCGUUUCAACCGGACAGGGCACCUGAUCGCCUAGAAACCCUCCAGGUCAGGGCCGGUGAAUUGGAAGUGAUCGACGAUCCUCCAAGCGUGCCAGACAUCUCAUGUGUAGUGAAGAGCGAGACUGUAAAUUCUCCUGAGGUUGAUGAUUUUCCGUCGCACCAGUUCGAACGGGAACAAAGUCCUCCGAAGAUGGGAUCCAAUCACGUGGCUGAAGUCUCCAUUAGCAGUGACGAUGUGGUCACAGCUGAAAGAGUCGAAUCAAAAAUUCGACUCAACGCGAAGAUCGUGGAGCGUCCUCAAACAAUGGAAGGGGCGUCAGCUGCUUGGCACUCAAUUCGGGAUGGUAGCUCGGAGAAGGUAGCGAACGCCGUAAUGAAAAAGGAAACAGCUGACGAGAAUCUGGAAUUAGUUAGCGGUGCUUUGCCUCUGGAUGCUGAGGGCAAGUUAUCCUUCUACUUUCUUGAUGCAUACGAGGAAGCCUUUGGGGCCAACCCUGGUACCGUAUAUCUCUUCGGAAAGGUGAAGAAGGGAGGCGAGUUUGUGAGCUGCUGUGUGGUCGUUCGCAACUUGCAGCGUAGCGUCUUUGCCGUUCCUGCGUCCUACGUGUUUUCGGACACAAAACUCUUGGAGCUUGAAAUUGAGGCGAAGUUGACGAAAGAUGUUAGAAGAACCGCUGUAAACGCAAAACUGCAGGAACUAGCAAAAGAAUUGAAGCAGGAACUUGCAGAAAAGUUGUUGGAUCUGAAUGUUGGCCGGUUUAGUAUGGUUCCAGUAAAGCGAUCUUACGCAUUCGAACGGCCCGACGUACCUGUUGGAGAACAGUAUUUUAUGAAGCUCAGCUAUCCAUUCAAGGAUCCUCCUCUGCCGCACGAUCUGCACGGUGUUCACUUCACCAGUAUAUUUGGAAGCCACUCCAGCGCCUUGGAGCUCUUGCUCAUCAAGAGGAGAAUAAAAGGACCGUGUUGGAUGAGUAUUACAAACCCAAUACUCUGUCCCAGCUCUUCCCAGGUCAGCUGGUGCAAGUUAGAAGUGAGUUUGGAAUCGUCAAAGGAUCUGGCAGUCACUCCUCCUGGAAACGCGCCAAUGGAGAUACCCAAGCUUGUCGUUGCAGCCAUCAACCUGAAAACUGUUAUCAACCACAAGCAGAACAUAAAUGAAAUUGCUUCUGCUUCCGUCGUAUCCUGCAAGUAUGUGAAGGUUGAUAUGCCAAUGCCUCAAGCCGAGUGGAAUACACAUGAAAUGCUAAACCACUUCAGCAUUGUGCGCAAGCUUGAUGGUGGAAUUUUUCCUGUUGGAUUUACCUCAGAAGUAGCUCAUCUCAACAGCAAAGUCGGCUCGAACGUGUUGAGUCAUGAGAGCAGUGAAAGAGCGUUGCUUAAUCACCUCAUGCUGAAGCUUUAUCAGCUGGAUCCCGACGUGCUAGUUGGUCACAAUAUCUCAGGCUUCGAUCUUGAUGUGCUCCUUCAUAGACUACAAGCUUGCAAGGUUCAAAGUAAGAUGUGGUCAAAGAUAGGUCGCUUAAGGCGAUCUCAGAUGCCGAGGCUUGGUGGCAACGGGAAUACAUUUGGUUCAGGAGCAGGUCCAGGAGCUAUGGCCUGUAUAGCUGGUCGACUUCUUUGUGACACUUAUAUUUCAUCUCGCGAACUAUUGAGACAGACAAGCUACUCGCUAACAGAACUAUCCAGAAACCAGUUGGGUCGGGAGCGCAAAGAACUGGUGCCAUCAGAUAUUCCUGCUAUGUACGGAUCAUCUGCUUCGCUUCUGGAACUGAUAGAAUCUGGAGAGACGGAUGCAUGGCUUGCUCUUGGCCUCAUGUUCCAUCUCAGUGUUUUGCCAUUGUCGCGACAGUUGACAAACAUCAGUGGAAAUUUGUGGAGCAAAACUUUGCAGGGAAACAGGGCCCAAAGGGUUGAGUUCCUUCUGCUUCACGAGUUUUAUAGUCGGAAGUUUAUAGUUCCAGACAAGCUUUCAAUUAAAGAAAGAGAACGGCUCACAUCAAAGAGGAAGUUAAUCUCGGACCAAGAUCUACCAAAUGCUGGAGAUGAGAACAAUAUAGACGAGGAGACUUAUGUGGAUGCUCCUCAAACUGGCAGUGGUAAACGGAAGAAGGGUGCAGCAUACUUGGGUGGUCUUGUUCUAGAGCCUAAAAAGGGCCUGUAUGACAAGUACAUCCUGCUGCUCGACUUCAACAGUCUGUAUCCUUCAAUUAUACAGGAAUACAAUGUGUGCUUCACGACUGUAGAUAGACCUUCGGAUGGUUCAAUUCCCACCCUACCCUCUAGCGAGCCUCCUGGAGUGUUACCUCAGGUGUUGAAGGGUCUCGUCGAUCGGAGACGGCAAGUCAAGUCGUGGUUGAAGAAAACCACUGAUGAUCUUAAGUAUCGUCAGCUUGAUAUCCAACAGCAAGCAUUGAAACUAACUGCUAACAGUAUCUACGGGUGUCUGGGGUUCACAAAUGCACGAUUUUAUGCGAAACCGAUCGCAGAACUCAUCACUUCUCAGGGUCGUGAAAUUCUGCAAAGCACAGUAGAUCUAGUGCAAAACAACCUGAACCUCGAGGUGAUCUAUGGAGACACAGAUUCAAUCAUGAUCCAUACAGGACUCGAUGACCUUGCUGCUGCGAAGGCGAUUGGUGUAAAAGUCAUUAAAGAGGUUAACAGAAAGUACAGGCUCUUGGAAAUAGACAUGGAUGGCAUCUUCAAACGCAUGCUUCUUCUUAAAAAGAAGAAAUAUGCUGCGGUCAAAGUUGAGCUAAGCAAGGAUGGUUCUCCUCGAGAGGUUAUGGAACAAAAAGGUCUAGACAUUGUCAGGCGAGAUUGGAGUUCGUUGUCAAAGGAGAUUGGUAACUUCGCUCUUGAACAGAUACUUUCUGAAGGUUCACGUGAAGACGUCGUAGAAGCUAUCCAUAACCAGUUAAGAAAGCUCCAAGAAGACAUGAGGAAUGGGCAGGUGGAGCUUGAUAAAUACAUCAUCACUAAAUCUCUCACCAAGGCUCCUGAAGACUACCCAGAUGCAAAAAACCAACCACACGUCCAGGUUGCUCUCAGGAGGAGACAGGCUGGUCAUCAUGUAGGAUGCUGUGCAGGCGACACCGUCCCGUAUAUCAUCUGUGUUGACAAGGACUCCACUGGACUCGCGGAGAGGGCAAGACAUCCAGAUGAAAUUAAAGCCAAUAGCGAGGCCUUUAUGGUGGACAUUGAAUACUACCUAUCUCAGCAGAUUCACCCUGUUGUAUCGCGACUGUGCGCACCGAUUGAAGGAACAGACGCCAGACACAUAGCCGAAUGUCUAGGCUUGGAUCCUUCCAAGUUUCACCGAGCGGAACCUGCAAACGAAGUGGAAGACACUCUUCUUUCAUCGGCAACCAUUCUUGAUGACGACGAUAGAUAUCGCCAUUGCGAAGCACUCCAGCUGGUGUGUCCACAGUGCACUAGACGGUAUCAAUUUUCCGGUGUCGGCAGAAUGGUUUCCCCCAAUUUACAAGACAGCAGUGAGCAUCCUGUAUCAGAUGAUCCGCUAAGAUGCCCUCAGUGUUCCCAUGGGGGCUCCAUGCAAAGGUUAUCGCCGGCUAUGCUUGCGAACCAGGUGAAGCAAAGGGCUGAGGAGUUUAUAGCUCGAUAUUAUGACGGUUGGAUGAUGUGUGACGACGAGGCUUGUGGUCACCUCACUCGAAACGUGAGCCUACGGGUUGUUGGAGAUGCGGACAGAGGCACCGUAUGUCCUAACUAUCCCCGAUGCAAUGGACGGUUAGGCCGUCAGUAUACGGAAGUCGACCUUUACAAACAACUGACCCAUUUCCACCGAUUGCUAGACGCAGCGCGCGUUCUAGACAAGGUGUCCGAUGUGACUGUGAAAGUAGCUGCCGAGAGGAAGCUGGCUAUAGCUCGUCCUGCUUUUGACUGUGCGGCGCAAGUUGUGAAGGACCUUAGAGAUAGAUGUGCAUACAGGUGGAUCAACAUGAGUGGGAUCUGUGUUUCUGUAUCGUAGCACUGAGGUUAGGCUGUUACUAUGUAGAUUCCGAUGUCCGGCAUCGCCGACCAAUUUUGUCAAAUCGAUUGCUGAAAACCAGCAUAUACACAACUUUUAGUCAACAUAAGUUCUGACGGGAGGAUGACUCGCAACCUUCCUUGCACCAUACGCUGAUCCAGAAUGUAUCCAGAAUCCAGGAUACAGCUGGAUUCUUGAUACAUAGAAAUAGAGCUGAAUUGUGGAUCAUGCCAAUCGGUUAUAGCAGCUGCUGGACGGAUCACCACCUUCUUGUAAUAUACAAAAGGAGCUGCUGUAUGCCGAUCACCUUCACACUGGUGAUCUGUAAGUGGACGCCGAUGAAAGAGCUGAAGGUUUCGCUAGUUACGGAACGAAAUUGAGUGUUUCAUGUACAGUCACAUUGAAUAGAAGUAAAUUAUCUCUGGCCUCAUAAAUCAGGAAAGGUCUCACGCCAUCGGCGGUGGGACGUUCGUUCUUUGUCAAUCUUUGUCGAUCUUUGUCGAAAUUUUAAAACAAACUGUGUCAUCUGGAAAGAUCGUCGUUUCCAAGUCUUCUCUCGUCGAGGUCAUUGGAAAAUAAUACGUUGACAGUUCUCACCUACUGCUGCUUACAGCUAGAAAGUAUCUUUGCUAGAUGGGUGGACAAGCCUGGAUAGACUACAGGCCUUAUAUACAGGUGCUCUCAAUAUGUGACAUGCUUUUAGUAACGGGACAUAAGUCCAGAUGUAUCUUCAGAUGUGAAGGGA